Malassezia restricta is the source of this 816-nucleotide messenger RNA. RefSeq names its product DNA repair and recombination protein RAD52. Lineage: Eukaryota; Fungi; Basidiomycota; Malasseziomycetes; Malasseziales; Malasseziaceae. The transcript has a single exon. Gene Ontology annotation, biological process: mitotic recombination; double-strand break repair via homologous recombination; double-strand break repair via single-strand annealing. The coding region runs from base 1 to 816 and encodes 271 amino acids. Gene Ontology annotation, cellular component: nucleus. The record is from RefSeq and is a predicted model, not a curated record.
AUGGCGCAGGUGGAGUCGUAUACACGUGGCGCGACGCGCGUCCUACGAUCCCUCAUGGACGACGACCGUGCAUCCAAAGGCGGGAGAGAAGACGAGGCAACCCAACUCUCGCGCUGGAGUGCGACGCGUCUUGCGGCGAUGCAAGCCGUCUUAAAUCAACGACUGGGGCCUGAAUUUCUGAGCCAGCGGCCAGGUCCGGGAGGUGGUGGGCGCAAGCUGACGUACAUUGAGGGAUGGCGCGUCGUGGAUCUCGCUAACGAAGUAUUUGGCUUCAAUGGUUGGUCCACGAGCGUCAGAAGCCUGGAUGUGGACUUUUUGGAUGUCCAGGCUGAGACGGGGCGAUGCCAGUGUGGCGUCAGUGCGAUUGUGCGAAUCACGCUGCAGGACGGCGCGUACCAUGAAGAUGUCGGCUAUGGACACGCCGAGGGCGUGCGUGGCAAGCAUGCGGCGCUCGAAAAAUGCAAGAAGGAAGCGAUCACUGACUCGAUCAAGCGUGGGCUCAAGACGUUCGGGCGUCUCCUGGGCAACUGCCUGUACGACCAGCACUAUACCACCCAACUCGCCCGGAUGUCGACGCCUGCGCGGCCUCCGCUCCAGCCGCGCGACUUGUACCGCGGCCCCAGCAUGAAGCGACCCGCACCCGAUGACGGCCCGACGCGGCCGCCCCCGAAAGCUGCGCCGGUCAAGGAGCCGCCCUCGGACGAUUUGUGGAACGACGACAGCGAGGCGGCAACCAUGGCCCUGGAGCUCGAGCUAGAAGAUGAUAUGCUUCUACGACAGUCCCAGAUAGCACAGGAACUAGAUGAAAAUGUGUGA